This is a messenger RNA of Drosophila elegans, 1326 nucleotides long. RefSeq names its product cell wall protein DAN4. Bases 1 to 1326 code for a protein of 441 amino acids. NCBI's taxonomy places the organism in Eukaryota, Metazoa, Arthropoda, Insecta, Diptera, Drosophilidae. The transcript has 2 exons. The record is from RefSeq and is a predicted model, not a curated record.
AUGCUGCCGUCACGUAAACAUUUAAUUGCCUUCCUUGUGGUGACAACAUUAGUCUGCUUAACAGUGGGACAGGAUUCCUCGUUUCAGGCCACGAUCACUAGUUCAAACAAUCAACUUCAGUCGCCGAAUGGAACGAGCUUGAACGAAACCAUUACGAUUAACAUUAGCGAAAUAAUUGCAGCUGCCGAUGCUUUAUCAAAUGACACAAACAUUUCGAGCUCUACAGCUCCAACAGGAACAUCAACAACCUCCUUAACGGAUUCAACAACAGCACAAGCAGCAAUAACCACAACUACAGAUACAUCCACCAGCACACAAUCGACAACAACUACUUUAGCCGAAACAACAACCACAACAAAUUCACCAACUACAACAACAACCACACAAACUUCUACAACAACACCACCAUCCACUACAACCACACAAACUUCAACAACAACGCCACAAUCCACAACAACCACACAAACUUCUCCAACAGCGACUACAGAAACUUCAAGUACAACGCAGCAGUCUACCACAACAGUUCUGGUCACAACAAGUACACUAGCAUCCAUAACCACACCCCAAACCUCUACAACAAUUACUCCGACUUCAACAACAACACCAGAAUCUACCCCAAGCACUGCUCAAGUUUCAACGAACACACCGCAAGUCACAACAACACCACUAACCUUAACAACAUCAACAACACCGCAAUCUACAACAACAUCAGCAUCACCGCAAUCCACGACAACAACCACGCCAAACCCAUCAACGACUUCACAAUCCACAACAACAACAACACCUCAAAUUUCAACAACACCACAAUCCACAACUCUACCUUCAACAACACCGCAAAUUACCUCCACAACAUCAGAAUCUAUAACAACAACCCCUCAAAUAUCAACAACAGAUCCACAACCAACCACAGCAAUAGAACAGACUUCAACAACAGCACAACCUACAACAACAACCAGCACUGAAGUUUUAACAACAACCACUAGCACAACACCACUUGCUUACACCGUUUACACCAUGGAGCCAUAUCCAAAUAUUUAUGGCCGAACAAACCAGAGCAGCCAGACACCACGCAGAUUGCGAAUGGGUCGCAAAGGACGCAGGGGCAGGAGACCACGUCGUCGCACUACCUUGACACCACUGUCUUCUAGCAGCAGCACCACCACCACAACAACAACAACAACAACAACUGCCAGAACAACAGUGAAUGGCGAUGAUUUUAGCGGGGACUACGACGACAUUAUCCUAAACUCAAACACUGUGCUUGAACCGUUUCCGCAACUGCCUCUGGAGCUCGGAAAUAUCGAAAAUAACAGAAUCCCGAAAUAG